Penicillium salamii is the source of this 870-nucleotide messenger RNA. Lineage: Eukaryota; Fungi; Ascomycota; Eurotiomycetes; Eurotiales; Aspergillaceae. The record is from the annotation of a GenBank genome assembly.
AUGGCUGUCGCAAGACUCACUGCGCGAUCCGGCCUCCUCGCGCGAGCAGUGCGGGCAACCUGUGACUCACCGAGCCACCCAAUGGCCCAGUCUUUCAUUUCCCGCCCGACUCGCGCGACCGGAUCCUCACCUACCGUCCCCUUCUCAACCACCGCCUCCUUUUCAUGCGCCAAAACCCAGACCCCAACCCCGGACGCCAAGUCCGAGACCCCAACUCAGACUGACAAUGAAUCCGAUCCAACAGACCGGUACGCAGCAGGCCUCCGCCUGAACAAGGAAUGGGCAGCCCAAACAGCCCGCGACCACCCCGAACUGUUUCCCACCCUCGCAAAUGGACAAAAGCCCCAAAUCCUAUGGAUCGGAUGCUCUGACUCCCGUUGUCCCGAAACCACCUUCCUAGGCCUGCACCCCGGGGAUGUCUUCGUGCACCGCAACAUCGCAAACGUCAUGCACCCCGGUGAUCUCAGCUCCUCUGCCGUCAUCGAAUACGCCGUGCAAUAUCUCCGCGUCAGCCACGUCGUGGUCUGCGGCCACACAGCCUGCGGUGGUGUUGCUGCCGCCAUGGGGAACAAGAACCUAGGCAUUUUGGAUCCCUGGCUGCUGCCAUUGCGUCAGCUGCGUGAACGCAAUUUGGAACUCCUCUCUAACAUGACUCCUGAUAAGGCGGCGAUGAAAUUGGCGGAGUUGAAUGUUCGUGAGGGACUGAAUGUCGUUAAGCAGAAGGGUGUUGUUCUCAAUGCGAUUCAGGAGCGGGGUCUUCAGCUCCACGGCCUCAUUUAUGAUGUUGGUUCUGGUGUGCUUAGUGAGUUGGAUACUCAGGAUUCGGAGGAGGUCAUUCGGGCUCGUUUGACGGCGUUCCAGACGGAAUAG